AUGGUUAUUGAUUCCGGUCGUGAAGAUGUGGCGUAUCCGGUCCAGGUGUCUCAGCCGGACAAGCCCAAGGGACACCAAUUGCCAGUCACUCUGCUCUCUGGCUUUCUGGGGAGUGGCAAAACCACGCUCUUGAAGCAUAUUCUCAAAUCACCCGAUCAUGGCAUGCGCAUUGCAGUCAUUGUCAAUGACAUGAGCGUGCUGAAUAUUGACGCCGCCCUCAUCAAGAAUCACAAGGUCUCUCAGACCCACGAAAAGCUCAUUCAGUUGCAGAACGGUUGCAUCUGCUGCACCCUCCGUGGUGAUCUGCUGUCCGAAUUAGCACAAUUGACGAAGCAAAACGAGAUUCAAUAUGUGAUUAUCGAGAGCACAGGCAUCAGUGAGCCCAUGCAAGUGGCCGAAACAUUCACAGCCGAGUUCAGCUCAGCCAUGCUGGAAGCCGAAGAUCAGAUUACGGGAAACAAUGAUGAGGAUGCGAAGAAGAUUCUGAAGGAGAUUGUUGAAUUGGGAGGACUGCAUACUAUGGCCCGUCUGGACACAACGGUGACCGUCAUUGAUGCCUUCAACCUCCUGUCAAACUUCGAUACCGUGGAGUUCCUAUCUGAUCGAUAUGGAAAGGAUGAGAUUGUGCCUGAAGAUGAGCGAACCAUUUCCGAUCUGAUGGUGGACCAGAUCGAGUUCGCUGAUGUCCUGAUUGUCAACAAGAUUGAAAUCAUCGACCAAGCGACACAGGAUAAGAUCAUGCAGCUAUUGAAGCUGUUGAAUCCCGAUGCAAAGGUCCUUAUGACAAGUUACUCCCAGGUGGAUGUGCGGGAGAUCAUUGCGACCGGCAAAUUUGACUUUGUGCGCGCUGCCUCUGGUGCUGGCUGGCUGCGCAGCUUGCAUGAGAUGACUGUACAGACGACAGGCAACGGACAGCGCAUGGCUCCCAAGCCGGAGACCCUCGAAUACGGAAUCAACAAUUUUGUUUACUCCGCCCGACGGCCCUUCCACCCCCGUCGUCUCUUUGCACUCCUCCACGACAAGUUCAUUCUCCUCCAAAACAAUGAAGUUGACGAUGAAGAUGAUGAUGAAGAUGAUGAUGACGAUGAAAAUGAAGAUGAAGAAGACGGAGAGUUCGUAGAUGAGAUGGACACCGAUACCGAGUCAGUGGAAGACUUUGAUCAACCGGACCCAAAGGACAUCCUCAACAACAAGCGAAUGCACCCCGCAUUUGGCCCCGUUCUCCGCUCCAAAGGUUUCUUCUGGCUGUCCACUCGGCCCUACCAAUUUGGUGAGUGGAGUCAAGCGGGCGGCAUGUUAACCGUGGGCUGCGGAGGCCCCUGGUUUGCGGAAAUGCCCGAUGAUGCGUGGCCCGAGGACAAGGAUGUCGUCGAAUCGAUUCUGAACGACUUCCAGGGCCCCUGGGGGGAUCGGCGUCAGGAAUUGGUGUUCAUUGGGGAGGGGAUCGACCAGGAAAAGAUCACCACGAUUCUAGAUGACUGUCUAUUGGAUGACAAGGAUAUGAAACUGUGGGAGAAGGUGAUGAAAAACAAGAAGCUCAAUCCGGAGGCCAAAGCUAAGAAGCUGGCCAGUCUGUGGGAAGAUGGUUGGGAGGAUUGGCCGGCUUUGGAGAUCGAGGAGGAACAAGUUGGUAAACACAAGAUGAGCGAUUACCGUACUAGCCAUGACCACAAGGGUCAUCAACAUAGCCGAUAG
Messenger RNA from Penicillium maclennaniae, 1695 nucleotides. RefSeq lists its product as uncharacterized. The record is from RefSeq and is a predicted model, not a curated record. The transcript is spliced from 5 exons. Bases 1 to 1695 code for a protein of 564 amino acids. Lineage: Eukaryota; Fungi; Ascomycota; Eurotiomycetes; Eurotiales; Aspergillaceae.